Molecule: messenger RNA, 2043 nt
Organism: Exophiala spinifera
Lineage: Eukaryota; Fungi; Ascomycota; Eurotiomycetes; Chaetothyriales; Herpotrichiellaceae
Exons: 1
Coding region: 1-2043 (680 amino acids)
Biological process (GO): positive regulation of transcription by RNA polymerase II; DNA-templated transcription
Molecular function (GO): zinc ion binding; sequence-specific DNA binding; DNA-binding transcription factor activity, RNA polymerase II-specific
Source: RefSeq, a predicted model, not a curated record
AUGGCGAAACCAGAGCCUAUCGAGGCUUUGCUCGCGCCGUCCCUGCGUGUUUCCAGGCCUGUUGCCGCGUGUGCACGAUGUCGAUCGGCCAAAAUCAAAUGCGACGGAAAGUUACCAGCUUGUUCGGCCUGUGAGCGGUCGGGCAAGGGGACGAGUUGUAGCAGUGCCAACGAUGACUUUGCGCGUGGGAAAGAGCGGAGUUAUGUAGCAGCACUCGAAAGCGCUGCACAAAGACUCCAAAAGAAGAUUGAGCGGGCCAAGGCUGAGGUCGCCCUUCAAGGUACCUCGUCUUCGGCUCAUCGUCAGAAGCACAGAAGGAUCAGUGGCGCCCGUAGGCGAGAGGCCUCAGAUGUCGAUGAGCUGGUCAGCGACUUUGGCUUCUUGACCGUGAACGCCACGUCCAGAGACUUCCACGGCUUCACCUCCUCCAUGUCAUUUGCCAAAUUACUCUUGUCGGCUGCGACACGACGAGACCUGCCGCACGCAGAGGCUCGAGGGCUACCGCCUCGAUACGCCAUUAUGCCCAUGAUCAACCACUACCUGGAAAACAUCUAUGUCCUUUUGCCGUUCUUCUCCGAGACCGAACUGAUGGGGAGCCUCUCUCGGAUUUACAACGAGUCGACCUCGGUCUCAUCCUCUGUAACACCCUUAGACGUCUGGAACGUAAGGCUGAUAUUGGCCAUCGCUUACGCAUCUUCCUCGCAACACAAGGACGACGAGAAUGACAAGACGGCGUUACAACACAUGGCCGCAGCUCGCAGCUUGGCGAACUAUGUUCUUCAUCCUGGCUCCAUCACUGGUGUUCAAGCCCUCCUCCUCCUGGUUGAAUACGCACUGGUGGAUCCUGCUCAUUUUGAUAGCUGGUAUCUGGUUGGAAUGGCAUCGCGCCUGGUCGUUGACCUUGGUCUUCAUUGUGAGCCACCACAGGAAACCAAAAUUAGCAAGACAACACUGGAUCUUCGGAGACGAAUAUUUCAUUGCACCUAUGCACUAGAUCGGUUAGUGAGCAUGUCUCUUGACCGAGCAUUUUCAUUCACAGACGAUUCCGCUCCAGAUGUGCAGCUACCAAACUUGGCCACGGAGGAUGCGCCAUCUCACUUAUUCCUGCGCUCGAUCCGGCCAUCACUCUUCCUGUUCGACAUUCGUCGAGUACAAUCCUCAUUCUAUCAGACAACAAGAUGGUCGUCACGGACACAAUGGCCUCUGGCCACCGCCGCAACGUACGCAAGCUCUGUCUCGAACGACAUUCAUGCGUGGUAUUCGACAAUUCCGCCCAACUUGUCCCAGCGGCACCUCAUGCUGUUCAAUCUCGAGCGGAUAUACUGCCAGAUUUUGGUGGUAUCGCCUAACCAGAGAGUGCCCGCAAGCAGCAUGACUGAUCUCAAUAAAGAGCUGGUCUUUGAAUAUUCAGCUCAGUAUGCUGAUGUGUUUCAGCCCAUUACUCAGGAUGUCACAUGGCACGCCUACUUGACCUACGCCGAUAUAUGCAGGGCCAAGUACGUCGGCCAAAAGUUUGUUGAGGUGAUGUGGUCAGAUUUUGACCGCCUGCUCAAAUCUUCACACACCUUACGAGAGGGUUCCCCGCUGGGGCACACCCCUCCACUAGACAACGCCCAGCGCGCCACCUUGUUCCUACGCAAGAUCGUCGAAAUCCUAGAUUUCGCUAGACACCGCUGGGCAAUGCCGGAAAUGCGAGAGCAAUUUGAACAAGAAUCUGCUGUUCUCUCAUCUCGUCUAAAGAGUCGACAAACCGAAGUGCAGUCCAGACAAUACACCAACGCUCCCGACGCUGCCGGUGACCCUAUAAUCUAUGGUAAUGUGAGCCAUGGCGUGUACAGCGGUGCCUCCCACUACGCCUACGACGGGCCCCCCAUGAUGCAGCUUCCGAGCCCUCCAUUGCACCAAGAAGCCAUCGCCGAGGGAGACGCAAAACCACAGCAGAUGUUGACUCCGCCCGAAGAAUACCGCAUGCCAUCGAAUUAUGGUAUGCCUCAGGGAUCUUUGCCGCGGCGCAGCUACGAGUUUUUCGGUGGACAAUCUUGA